Dreissena polymorpha is the source of this 4158-nucleotide messenger RNA. RefSeq lists its product as uncharacterized. The record is from RefSeq and is a predicted model, not a curated record. Bases 351 to 3539 code for a protein of 1062 amino acids. Lineage: Eukaryota; Metazoa; Mollusca; Bivalvia; Myida; Dreissenidae. The transcript has a single exon.
CAGAAACCUAUAAUGCUGAAACGGAAUAUUGCUGCAAGGGAGUCGUCGUGGAAAAAAUCGGAGGGCAAUUUUGCGAUUGCUGUGGCACUAAAUCGUAUGACACACGCAAACAUCUGUGUUGCGACGAUAAAUUAGUUUCGAAGAACGAAGAAAAUGAUGACUGUUGUUGUGGAGACAAAUCAUUUGCAACGGCAAAAUCCGUUUGCUGCAAUGGGGCCGUUGCGCCGAAAGUUAAACAAAAUGGAACACUUUGUUGUGGAUAUAAAAGUUACGACCCUGAAGUUAAUGUUUGCUGUGAUGAUUUUGAACUACGGGUUGCCACCAAGAAAGGAGACAAUUGGUGUUGUGGAAUGAACACAUUUAAUCCACAAGCAGAUUUGUGUUGUGAUGGAUAUCCUAGUCCUAAAUUUAAGAAUAACACUGUGCUUAAAUGUUGUGGCAACACAACAAUCGAUCCAGCGAUAACCUUGUGUUGCAAUGUUGCUGCAAUGGUGAAAAAAUCGGACCCAGCAGACGAUUGUUGUUGCGGAAGUAAAACACUUAACUCCAAAAAGCAAAUAUGCUGCGGAAAUGUUCCCCAACCUUUGUAUGGACCAAGAACAACGUGCUGUGACAAGACAAGUUAUGAUAAAGACACUCAUGUUUGUUGCGAUGGAAAAGUCGUGAAGAAGAAUAAACCGACUGACGAUUUCUGUUGCGGCUCAACCACCUUUGAUACGAAAACUCAGAUUUGUUGCAUUGACAUGCCAUUCGGAAAGAAGGGACAAAAUACUGAGUGCUGUGGGCAGUACAGUUAUAACCCUGAUGAAGAGCUGUGUUGCUUAGGAAUACCCAGACCAAAGAGUGCUAAAGGCGAUGACUGUUGCUGUGGAAAUGAAACAAUUAACACGAAGUUUAUGGUGUGUUGCAAUGAACUGCCACAGAAAUCGUACGGCAAAAACACAAAAUGUUGCGGACAAACAAGUUAUGACGCGGAUACACAUCUUUGUUGCGGUAUGACCGUUGUAAAGAAAGAUAAUAAUGGUGACAAUUGUUGUUGCGGGAAAUUUAAUACCUACAAUACAUAUUCUCAAGUGUGUUGCCAGGAUAUGUUUCCAAGACCAGCUGUUGCUGGAAAGAAUACUUUGUGUUGUGAAAAACUAAGUUACGAUCCUAGCAAAGAAAUAUGCUGCAAAGGGGAAUUAAGAAAUAAAACAAACUCUGGCGAUAACUGUUGCUGUGGUAAAACAACGAUGAACAUUGAUAAACAGAUCUGCUGUGAUGGUGUUCCGCAAGAUUUGAAAGAAAAUAACACAGCUUGUUGUGGUUUUAAAUCGUAUGAUACGUCGGCUCAGAUUUGUUGUCAAGGAGCUAUAAGAACCAAGAAGGAUAAGAAAGAUGAUUGCUGCUGCGGCGAUCAGACAACAUAUAAUACAGGAAGUGAAAUAUGUUGCAGUGGAAAUCCCCAGAAACUUGUAGGAGGCAAGUUUACCGAUUGUUGUAAUGGCGUCAGUUAUGAUAUGACAAAAAGCCUAUGUUGCGACGGAAAAAUCGUAGCUAAAACGGAUGCAAAUGACAACGCAUGUUGCGGCAAAACAACACUUAAUACAAAUAAACAAAUAUGUUGUAAUUCAGUACCUCAGGUUUUAGUUGCUGGCACCAACACACAGUGUUGUGGUGUUCAAAGUUACGAUCCGGAUGCAAUGCUAUGUUGCGAUACAGGGGUCAUGAGAAAUAAGACUGGUAAAAACGACACUUGCUGUUGUGGCGACACUUUUACAAUGAAUACGCAAACUCAGGUAUGUUGUCAAGGUACCACCCCGCAGCCGUUGUUUUCUGGCAUUACAAAAUGUUGCGGAACACAAAGCUACGAUGCCUUUACACAUAUAUGUUGCGAUUUAAAGGUUUACAAGAAAAACAAGGACUCUGAUGAUACAUGCUGUGGUUCAACGCCAAUAACUUCAUCAGAACAAAUAUGUUGUAAGAAUGUGCCCCAACCUGGUGGUAAAUUCCAGACCUGCUGUGGCGUCAAGAGCUAUAAUGUCCAAACGCAGAUAUGCUGUAAUAGCGAAAUUCGCAAUAAGAAAGCAACUAACGACAAUUGUUGUUGUGGUAAUACAACUGCCGAUUUAGAAAAAGAAAUAUGUUGCAUCGAUAUGCCUAUGCCACUACGCGGUCAAACGCAGCCAAAGGAGUUCACUAGAUGUUGUCUGAAAGAGAGCUACGACAUUCGAACACAAUUUUGCUGCGAAGGCAUUGUUUUACCUAAGACUGCAACGGAAGACAAUUGUUGCUGCGAUAAAAAGACAUUUAACAGCAACUCACAGGUAUGUUGUCAAUCAAAAUUUGUCCAGCCCAUACGCGUAAGCGCUGCAUUAACACUAUGUUGUGGUGCAGAAAGUUAUAAUUCUAAUUCGCAUAUAUGUUGCGAUAACAACGAAAUUCGACAGAAGUCCAACUCAUCCGAUAACUGUUGCUGUGGGAAAACAACCUUCAACACUGGCUCACAAGUGUGCUGUGAUGGAACAACGCCUCAACCUUCCUAUGGUCCUAGUACACAAUGCUGCGAUAAAGUAAGCUACGAUCCUAAAAUGCAUGUGUGCUGCAAUAGCAAAUUGGUAAUGAAAUCAGACCCUAAGGAUGACUGUUGUUGUGGAAACAGAUCUAUUUCCUCGCUUACACAGAUCUGUUGCGAGGAUACACCACAAAACGUAGUCAAUGAAAAACAGUACACAUCCUGUUGUUACAAGAAGAGCUUUGAUACGAGAGAGCAACUGUGUUGUGAGGAAGGAUUACGUAAGAAAAGAAACAGCUCCGAUGAUUGUUGUUGUGGCAAAACAACGUACAACACAGAAACAGAAGUGUGUUGCAUUGGUGAGCCAAAGCCCGCUGUGGCGGGAAACAAAACGGCCUGUUGUGCUAGAGAAAGUUAUAGUCCGGACAACACGCUGUGUUGUGAUGGUAAAUUGAUAGGUAAGAAAAGUCCAGACGAAGAUUGCUGUUGUGGGGAUAUUGCAAUUAAUACAAAUACAACAAUAUGUUGUAAUGGAAAUCCAACGCCAUUGCAACCAGGUGGUGUCACGCUUUGCUGUCUGACAACUAGUUAUUCUCCUUCGACGCACAUUUGUUGCGACGGCAAAUACGUGCGACAGAAAACGAACGCCGAUCAUAACACGUGUUGCGGCGAGAAAGGAACUUACAAUGCCCAGAGCCAGUUAUGUUGCAAUGGAGUGCCGCAAAAUGCGGUCAACGGAAUAUUUACGGACUGUUGCGGCACUAAAAGCUUCGAUACGAAGUCCCAGCUCUGCUGUGACAGAGGCGUAACAGCGUUGAGAAACACUAAUGAUAACUGCUGUUGUGGGAACACUACAAUGAAUACGAACAGCGAGGUAUGUUGUAACGGCGUUCCAAAGACCCCUGUAGGAGACAUUAAAUACGGAACGUGCUGUGGAGAGUAUCCAAUGAAUACACAACUAGAACUUUGCUGUAAUGAGAAGGUUAUUAAGAAGGCAGAUGUAAAAGAUAAUUGCUGUUGUGGAACUACGACAAUUAACGCAUGACACACAGAUGUGUUGCGACGGAGUGCCACAACCGCGACUUACAAAGAGUUACGAAUGCUGCUUUAAGCAGAGUUAUGAUUCUUCAAAGGCAAUUUGCUGUGCAAAUACACCAAGGCCGAAGAAAACCGAGGCGGACAACUGUUGUUGUGGAUCCUCUACAAUGAAUACAGUCCGAGAUGUCUGUUGUGACGGUGUCACUCAGACCAAGAAAGGUGCAAAUACGAAAUGUUGCGGAUCCGUCAGUUAUAACGGUGAUUCCGAAUUCUGUUGCGAGAGAGGUAAUAUUGUUAAUAAUACCGUUCCGAAUCCGAACUGGUGCUGUGGCAACCAAUCUAUGAACACAGACGACCACAUUUGCUGCAAUAAUGUUGUUUGCACACGUUACGGAAAGAGCACAGCUUGUUGCGGUAGCCAGAGCUACAACACAACAAAAUCGGUUUGCUGCGAUGAUAAGAUUGUCGAUAUAUCGAAUACCGAUGACACAAUGUGCUGUGGCUCUAAAACAUUCAAUCCCAUUACAAAAAUAUGUUGUAUCGAUAUGGUUCAAACACGUAAAGUCGGGCUAAAUACCCAGUGUUGUGGAAGGAUUGCCUUUCGAUCCUGCUACCGAAAUAUGUUG